Morchella importuna is the source of this 1164-nucleotide messenger RNA. RefSeq lists its product as uncharacterized. The record is from RefSeq and is a predicted model, not a curated record. The transcript has 2 exons. Bases 1 to 1164 code for a protein of 387 amino acids. Lineage: Eukaryota; Fungi; Ascomycota; Pezizomycetes; Pezizales; Morchellaceae. Gene Ontology annotation, molecular function: pectate lyase activity.
AUGCUUUCUAAAAUCUUCAUCUUUGCCCUCCUCCCUGCGGCCUCGCUCGCACAGGUUGUUGGCUCAGCGACCGGUUUCGCAAAGGGCGUGACUGGAGGUGGAACUGCUACCCCCGUCUACCCAACCACCAUUGCGGAGCUCAAGAGCUACUUGACCGACUCCUCCGCUCGUGUUAUCAUGCUGAACAAGGAGUUCAACUUUAUUGGCUCCGAGGGAAGUACCACUGAGAGUGGAUGCCGUCCAUCCAGCAACACCUGCCCCAACGACGGUGGCCAGGACGCGAUCAAUGGCGCAAACUGGUGCACCAGCGGUGGAUACCCCACUGUCUCGGUCACCUACGAUGUCGCUGGUACUGGCUACAUUGAUGUUAAGAGCAACAAGUCCAUUGUCGGAGUUGGCAGCGCUGGUGUCAUCCGUGGAAAGGGUCUCAGGGUCGCCAACGGCGAGACCAACGUCAUCAUCCAGAACGUGCACAUCACCGAGCUCAACCCCGAGUACAUCUGGGGAGGGGAUGCCAUCACCCUCGCCGGUACCGAUCUCAUCUGGAUCGACCACUGCAAGUUCUCGCUCAUCGGUCGCCAGAUGAUCGUCACGGGAUACGACCAAGCUGGGCGCCUCACCAUCUCCAACAACGAGUUCGACGGCCAGACCAGCUGGUCCGCGACCUGCAACGGAAACCACUACUGGACGAUGCUCUUCUAUGGUGCCAGUGACUUGGUUACCUUUGCGGGCAACUAUGUCCACGAUUGCUCAGGCCGUGCACCAAAGGUUGGUGGCUCAUCGGAGUCGAACAUCCUCUUCCAUGCUGUCAACAACUACUUCUACAACAUGCUUGGUCACUCGUUCGAUAUCGGGACUGGUGCGAAUGUCCUGAUUGAGGGUAACGUCUAUGAUGGUGUCACCACCCCGAUUACCACCGCGAGUGCCACUGCCGGGGGACAGAUCUUCAACGUUCCUUCCUCAUCGUACACCUCUAGCUGCACUGCGACCCUUGGACGUGCUUGUGUGGUUAACAGCGUCUCGAACAGUGGAUCCUUCGCAUCUUACACCAACACAAAGGCGCUGACCAACUUCUCAGGGAAGAAUGUGCAGGCUGCUACUGCUGCAUCGGGUGUGGCCUCAAGCGUCAAGUCGAACGCGGGUAUUGGAAAGAUCGGAAACUAA